CACAGCAUAUAAUCUUUAAAUUUGUACAAAAAUAUCUACUGGACUGCUAUCCACGGUGUAUUUAUUCUUUAAUUCAACUAAAUUUCCAUCGACGCAGACAUAAUUACCAGGAUUUUCCGCUUCAAAUGACAUAGACUUUACAUGGUAGUACUCAACGACGAAUUCACUAUUGCUAUGCUUAAGGUUGAGAUGAUUCCCGUUAUCAUAAGCAGCAUACAUAACAUCCGUCAAUACCUUGGCUGAUGUCUGAGUUGCUGCGUCAUAAUCCUUCUUCUCAAGAUGUUCCCUAACGAGAGGAUCACGAGUUGGGCGGACUAUAACGACCGAGAGGCCUUCCUCAGUGGUGUUGUGCGGUGCAAUCACAAACUUCUCCUCUAAUCUGUCGAUAUGGGAUGCCAGAAGAUAGGUAAAUGGACCAGAUAAGGUGAUAUCUUCAACUUUAUCGCUAAAAGCACCCUCUGAAAACACUCUACUGGCAUAUAAAUUCAACCUCCCUUCUGUCCAUUUCGUGCAUACCUCCAUAAAUGCAGUUUUGAAGCGUUCGAUUGAGGUGUCAACACUCCUGAGUUCCUCGCUGCGAUGCAGAAGAGCAGCGUGAACGGCGGUCGAGACUACGACAUGAGCUGUCUUGCGUGAACUACCAUCGUCCACAAUAACGUCACUAAGGGCGAGCCUCUUUGCAUUGUUUGACUUGCUGACGAAUGAAUUGAAAGAUAGGAGUUUGUACUCGAUACUAUCCUUGUCGAGGGUAGAUGAUGAGUGUAUAGAGUGAUAUAACGCAUUAGCUGUGCCCGUCGGAACCAAAACUAGCGUUGUUUUUGGUGGGUUAUCAAGAUCACUCAAUCCAGUUAUGAACUCAUGGGUUGUGCUAUCACCUAUUCAGAUUAGAAAGGCUUCAAGGGAAGACAAAGCAUACCUCCUAAUAAAGAUACUACAAGUUCACCGCCGUUUCGCGCCAACUUUGAGCUUAUCUCUUGGAGGGUAUUAUAUGCUGGUGAAGAUAUUCUUCCGCUAGUUUACCCCCUGAGUUUGGAUUGUAGAUUACGAUCAUCGUUGGAGAGAACUAUCAUGUCUUCUGGUACGAAGCUAGGACAGGAUGUGAAUCGCAUCCUCUAUAUAAAGAACCUACCAUAUUCUAUAACAGGAGAGGAUCUAUACGAUUUAUUCGGUAAAUAUGGCGCUAUACGUCAAAUUAGACUAGGAAAUACCAAGGAAACGAGAGGAACUGCCUACGUCGUAUACGAGAUUGUUAAUGAUUCUAAGCAAGCAUUCGAUAAUCUCAACGGUUUCCACUUAAACGAACGCUAUAUCGUCGUCAUGUACCAUCAACCAGAGAAGCAGGCGCAGAUCGCUAUGAAACAAGCGGAAUUAGCUAAAAGAGAGGAAGAAUUGGCUGCGUUCAAGCGGGCGAACGAUAUAGCUUGAUCAUUUUUCACUAAUUUAUCUAUACAGCAAUAAAGAGAAUGCAUGCAUUACAAGAGCACGCGGUU
Molecule: messenger RNA, 1490 nt
Organism: Wallemia mellicola CBS 633.66
Lineage: Eukaryota; Fungi; Basidiomycota; Wallemiomycetes; Wallemiales; Wallemiaceae
Product: RNA-binding domain-containing protein
Exons: 5
Coding region: 1069-1425 (118 amino acids)
Biological process (GO): mRNA splicing, via spliceosome
Cellular component (GO): precatalytic spliceosome; U2 snRNP; catalytic step 2 spliceosome
Molecular function (GO): RNA binding
Source: RefSeq, a predicted model, not a curated record